This is a messenger RNA of Leptidea sinapis, 1890 nucleotides long. RefSeq names its product beta-1,4-glucuronyltransferase 1-like. NCBI's taxonomy places the organism in Eukaryota, Metazoa, Arthropoda, Insecta, Lepidoptera, Pieridae. The record is from RefSeq and is a predicted model, not a curated record. The coding region runs from base 200 to 1744 and encodes 514 amino acids. The transcript is spliced from 4 exons.
GUUUAAAUAUUUACAUGAUAUCUACAAUAGUGUUUAUAAAACGAAACAAUGAUAAAGUGAAUAUACCAGUUUGUUCUUUGUGAAAGUUCUAUAAUUGUGUGAGUUUUGAGAACAAUAUAUUAUCAUACAAUGUCAGGCUUAAAGAUUUCCGAAUUCUUAGCAGAGGAUUAAUUUCAAAUGCUAAAAAUGGUAUUGAAAAAUGUCCCGAUGCCUAAGAAUAUUCAGAGCUUACUCAAUUAAAAUAACACGACGUAAUUCCACAGUAUUUCUAAUACUUUCGUUUCUGCUAAUACUUUUUUCAAUUCUCCGACUCUACAAAUACAAUCAUUCCGUACAUCCAAAUACUUUGCCACAUAAUAACUAUGAUGAAUAUAGACCAGGAGAUUUCUUAAAAGGACAUCAGCCAUUGCUUAAUAGCAGUUAUUUCUGUAAGUUCAACUAUGGCCUACCUCAAAUGCUGGAUUGGGGAACAUUUCCUAUAUACACAUCUCCAGGAGAAGGAAUCGAUGGACCAUAUCGAGUUAUAUACAACGCUGUCAAAGGCACUGCUUAUCUUAACUAUAGUAAAUACAACGCGGUGACAUAUGCCACACAAGCCACUACAGAAUUUAUUUACCACAUAGUUGAAAUAGCAAGAUAUUGGGAGGGGCCAGUUAGCUUAGCAGUUUAUGUUCCUAAUUAUGAUAUGGAUACUGCAAUGCAGCAAAUAAAACAAUUAUGUAGAUGCUAUCAAAGUAUGAAUAAAGUUUCUAUACACUUAUUCUAUCCCAAGCGACAUCGACCUAAAAUUCAGAAUCGUAAAACAGAGAUGCCAACAGAGGUUUCACUGCUUAAUAUUAAUAUAUCUCAAAGUCAAUCACUAGAUAGCAAAAUACAAAAAUAUCGGAGUCUUAACAAGGAGAAUAGAGGAAAAUACGUCGAAUGGGUAAUCAAGAACAAGAUAAAACGGUUGAUUGCGAAAUUGCCCAGAAAGGACAAAUAUGCUCCAAUAUUAGAUUUUCCCGAUUGUGCCGGUCCAGAAGAGUUUAAUAUACCCACGUUUCGACGAGAACAUAGCAUGACAUAUCCAAUAAAUGUUGGGAGGAAUGUUGCUAGGAAUGCGUCGAGUACAAACUAUUUUCUUGUGUCUGAUAUAGAAAUGGUGCCUAGCGAAGGAUUAGCGACGAAAUUCCUCAGAAUGUUGAGAAAACUUAUGGGCGAUCGGAGGCGAGAUAAAGGCGAUAUAUUUGCAAAGACGGUCUUUGUAGUGCCGUUAUUUGAGGUAGCAAAAGGGGAGGCAAUCCCUCGAGACAAAGACACGUUGGUGAAGUUGGUAUCAUCGAAUCGAGCCUUCUACUUCCAUCAGAGACAAUGUCCUCAUUGCCAACGGUUUCCUGGACUUCAGACGUGGCUGUUUCGUACACCACGGGACGUAUUAGAGCCAAUGUUGAUAUCACGAAGAGAGUAUCCAUACCACAGAUGGGAGCCAUUGUAUUUCGGUACACAACAGGAGCCGUGGUACGACGAGAAGUUGUCCUGGGAAGGACGUCAGGAGAAGAUGACUCAGAUGUUGGAGCUGUGUCUACAAGAUUAUCGGAUGGUGGUGCUAGAUGGUGGGUUCCUUUGUCACGCUGCCAGCAACAAGAAUAUCACUAACAACAUCAAAGCCGAACAACUGACGAGACGGAGAUAUCAGACCAUCAUAUCGGAGUUCAAAAAUAAAUAUCCGAAGCGUCCUAAAUGUAGAACUAUGUAUGGAUGUUGAACUUUGUACAAGCUUAGAUUUGCAAAUCUGUUUAAAUUCAUGGUUUCGAGGGGUUUCGAGGCCGAAGCCUAAAGAAAUGUUUUUGUGCCCGAUGAUACUUUCACUGGUAGCGUUGAAUCAUUGAAAUAUAAAUAUUGCUUCAAGAA